Molecule: messenger RNA, 1635 nt
Organism: Mollisia scopiformis
Lineage: Eukaryota; Fungi; Ascomycota; Leotiomycetes; Helotiales; Mollisiaceae
Exons: 3
Coding region: 398-1534 (378 amino acids)
Biological process (GO): regulation of transcription by RNA polymerase II
Cellular component (GO): nucleus
Molecular function (GO): DNA-binding transcription factor activity, RNA polymerase II-specific; RNA polymerase II cis-regulatory region sequence-specific DNA binding
Source: RefSeq, a predicted model, not a curated record
CCAUAAUUUCGUUCUCAGCCAGCCUGUAACGCCUAAGGGAAAGCAGAAGCGCUUUCCUUUCCAACGCCCUUCGCCUGCAACGCCCUCGCUAGUUCGCCCUACUCCUGCAACUCGACAGCAUGGAUGUGACCAGUCUUGAUUUCGAUUCACUGGAACGGAACGCCCUGGAUGAGACCAUGGCGCAAUUGACACCACAACCGAGCUUUUCAUAUGCAUGGGAUUCCUUCGAGCCAUUAGACGAGGGCUGGACGACCUAUCAACAGCCGGACAACAUCACAAGCGAAGCCAGCCAACAUGAGAGCCUCAUGUGAGUAAAAAAAAAAAGAAGUCGUGCUAACGAGGGCGAUUCUUGAGCCGCAGUCCAGCAACUUCUCAGGGUCAAACCGACUCCCCACCGAUGUUAGUGAACUUUUGUGUCGACUACGGACUUGGAUCGAGCGACAAUCCGAUAUACAAGCUCGAACCUUGGUCGGGCAAUAGACCAUUGCCAGAGCAGAAGACUUCUCCUCCAUGCAAGGCAAUUGAUCCAGCAACCACUGUUAUACCCUCAACACAGGGAACAUUCAUCGCCCAGCCAUCUUGCUGCAGCUGGUUGAGCUGCUCACUUGGAAAUGUCCCUUUCUUGAACGAUGCCGACCUCAAGAUUCACCUAGAGUCUCAUGCAAUCUCUGUCACUCAGAAUUGGGCAGGUACCAGUAAAUGCACGUGGAGUGGUUGCAAGUCAAAGGCGGUCUUCAAACUUCUCUCGUCCUUGGAGAGACAUCUUGAAAAUAUUCACGUCGCACCAAUCAUCUGUGUAAUUCCCAGCUGUUCUUUCAAGGGGCCAUUCCGAAACAAUUAUGAGCUUCAGCGUCAUGCACAUCAGAAGCAUUCCAAUGUAAAAGCCUUUUGGUGCCCCUUCAAAGGCUGCAAAUUAUCAUUCGCCAGAAAGGACAAAUGGGCGCAACACAUCGAAGAAGUGGAGCAUGAGAACGACCUAUUUUGCCCAGUCCUCCACUGUGAUAAGGAAAUUAGAGGAGACUUUCAAGGAUUUCAAUCUCGCAAAGAAAUCAGCCAUCACAUCUUCAAUGAGCAUAUGAAAGCCUCAGGGGAAGUUCGAGCUUGGGAGUGUCAUAUCGGAGGAUGCGAUAUUCAGUCAUCUUGUCUCAAGUUGACAGUAUCACAGAUGCGAAGACACCUCAGACGUGAUCAUGGACUUUCGCAAAGUAAUUUGGAUACUUUGGUCAAUUUUGACAGUGCCGAGCAUCAUAUUGUCUGGUCCAGCCAAAUGUCAAGUGCGUUCUCAUGGUCGGUUUGCAAGCUUUGUGUUCCACCUUCUCUAUUGCCCUCAAUCAGCGACCAAUCUGGCCAGGUUGACAGACAUGUUACGGUCAAGGCGACUUUAUCUCCACGGCUAGCGAGGUCUGGCACCCGAAAUCGCGCUAUAUUUUUCGUCUGCUGCCAGUGUAACAUGCCCUCUCUUCUGAGAACUUCACCGUUCUGCACGUAUUGCGAGCCUGCUCAUAAGUCUUGCAACGAUUGCAGACUGAGCUGAAUUACAUCUUUGACGACUGAGAAGUUCCACGGGCUUCUGGCUUCCUUAGCGAAGGGUUUUGGAGCUUGGAACUUAGAUUUACGAGUCCUUUUCUCAUGUUU